GCUAAAGAAAAUUCUGAAAAACAAGAUAUAAUCGAAAAAUAUACUAUACUAUUGUUCUUUUUAAUUAAUUUAAGCUAUAAUAAUUGCAGGUUGGCUCCUAAAAGAGAUUAUUUUUCUCAUUGAAAACCCCAGAUUUAGCUAGUAAAUAGCUUACUUGGCUACGCUGUCUCACGGUUGCGUCCAAGCAAAAGAUAAUUGCUAAAAAAAAAUAAUACAACACAAAAAUCACAAUUGGGCUUUGUUGUUAUUGUUGUUGCUAUUAAUAAAUUAAUUAAACACAUACACACCCACUGACACGACGCACACAGCCAUCAAGCGCAGAGGGGAACCCCACCCCACAGAGAAUGUAAGAAAAUGCGCAUGCGCGGCCGCCGACUGCUACCGAUCGUCCUGUCGCUGCUCCUGCUCGUCCUGCUCUGCUCCAUCUACUUCUCCGGCCACCAGCGGGAAGCGUCCGCCCCCGACGACGACGACGAGUUCCUGUUGCACCUGCCCGCCGUGGAAGCGGCAGAUGAUGAUGUCGCCUCCACCUUACCCGGACGAAGUGCAGCCACAUUACCAGCGGGUCCGCUACUGAACCUCACAGACUUUCAGUAUUUGCUGCCCAGCAAUGUGUGUCGCAAGGCGGAGCGUGAGCUGCUGGCCAUCUUAAUCGUCACCUCCUAUGCCGGCCACGAUGCUUUGCGCUCUGCCCACCGCCAGGCCAUACCGCAGAGCAAGCUGGCCGAGAUGGGUCUGCAGCGGGUGUUCCUGCUGGCCGCCCUGCCGCCGCGCGAGCGAUUCCUCAGCCAGGAGCAGCUGGCAAGCGAACAGCAGCGUUUCGGAGAUCUGGUGCAGGGCAACUUUCUCGAGGAUUACCGCAACCUGAGCUACAAACACGUGAUGGGUCUGCGUUGGGCUUCGGAGGAGUGCAAGGGUCAUGCCAAGUUCAUCAUCAAGCUGGACGACGACAUUAUCUACGAUGUCUUCCAUUUGCGGCGCUAUCUGGAAGCCCUGGAAGUGGGUCAGCCGGAGCUGGCCACCUCCAGUACGCUCUUGUCGGGCUUUGUGCUGGACGCCAAGCCACCCAUACGCCUAAAGGCCAACAAGUGGUAUGUGAGCAAGCAGGAAUAUCCGCAUGCCAUGUAUCCGGCCUACCUGUCGGGCUGGAUGUAUGUGACCAAUCUACCGACAGCUGCUAGGUUGGUGGCGGAGGCGGAACGGUUGCCCAUCUUCUGGAUCGACGACACCUGGCUAACGGGCGUGGUGAGAGCCAGGCUGGGUAUACCGCUGGAACGGCACAACGAUUGGUUCUCGGCCAAUGCCGAGUUCAUUGACUGCUGUGUGCGGGACCUCAAGCAGCAUGGCUUCGAGUGCGAGUACUCGGUGGGACCGAACGGUGGCGAUGACCGGCUGCUGGUGGAGUUUCUGCAUAACGUGGAGAAGUGCUACUUUGAUGAGUGCAUCAAGCGGCCGGCGGGCAAGUCGCUGAAGGAGACCUGCGUGGCAGCGGCCAAGUCCCGGGCCCCAGAGCAUGGCCUGGCCGAGAUUAAGCCGCUAAAACUGAGGUGACCUCUGGAAACCAUGGCUUAGUUUAGGAUUUAGGACCUAAGGAAUACCAUGUGCAACGGGGGGCGAGGGGGAAUACAUAGAUGUAUGUAUGUAUCCUUCCAAGUCACUCAACUAAGUUGUAGGUUUAACUUUAGUUGUAUGCGAAGAUUGCUUAAUAUGAUCUUGACCUUUGCUUGGAGAUUAUCCCUAUUGGGAGUCCCGAAAUUUCAACUCAGCUACGUUUACUUCUCUGAAGCAGAUGGGCCAGGAUGACCAUUGAUCUUUAAAGUUCGAGUGUUUUUAACCAUAAGCUUUAUGGUAUGACUAACUUUUUUUUAGGCUAACACAAACCGACUCCGUCCUAACCAGUAUGCUAGCUCUUAAGCUCCGCCAAUUUCUUUUACAAAUGCAUUUAUACAAUUAAAUUCAAAUAAACUUACGAUAUUCUAAAAAAA
Molecule: messenger RNA, 1985 nt
Organism: Drosophila kikkawai
Lineage: Eukaryota; Metazoa; Arthropoda; Insecta; Diptera; Drosophilidae
Product: beta-1,3-galactosyltransferase brn
Cellular component (GO): Golgi membrane
Molecular function (GO): hexosyltransferase activity
Source: RefSeq, a predicted model, not a curated record